GAGGCUUCGUUAGUUCUCGCUCAUCGUUCAACGCAGUCGGUCGAACGGGGUCCAGUACCUUCGCGGGUUCACAGUCAAGCUUCCGGUGCCUAUCGCAUGUUUCGCGCGGGAUCAAAACAAACUUCCAAUAAUAAUAAAAAAAAAGAUUGCGCGAAAAGCAUUCGGCCGGCGCUUCGCUUUUCUCUCCCAAUCUCACGCGAUAUCCAACGCUAGGCGUGAUUUGCGCGUCCGUACGCGCGUGGAAAUAGCAAAAUAGAAAUUUGUGCAAAAUUUCCAGGUUUACAGUGGUGGGCAUCCGUUGUUGUUGUUGUUGUUGGCGGUUGAGCUACAAGUGUGAGGUGUAAAAGUUGCAAGUCCCAUUUUGUGGGUUUGGAGUGCAACAGAAAAAUAACAACGAAAUUGGAGUUAUUUCGGAGGCAGCCUAGGAAAAUACAGCAGCUACAAAUAUCGUUCGGUGAAACUAAAUACAAAAAGUUUCGGUGAGACAUACCGUGGAUCCAACAGCCAGCCGCCACCACCACCACGUUUCGAUGAAACGGAGACUCGUCUUGAAAGCAAUCAGAUAACGGUUAGCGUGAUAACAGGUGAAGAGUGAGACCAGAGAGAGAGAGAGAAAAAAGACACAGGUGAAUAGAUAAGCAUGCCGAGUAAGCUAUUAAGUGCCUGCAAAGAUGAACUCGGUCUUCGAAAUUGUGGCAUGGGACACAUGCCAGCGGAGGAAUUUGUCAAGUCACAGUGGCAAUCGAGGACGAAAUCAACGGUGUUUUUGCUCUACAGACUGUCCCUCGCCAUCUUCUUCACGGCGGUUGUUGUAAACUCGCUUGUAGAGGGUGUCGGACCGGAUGAUUGGGGCAAAUAUUUUAUCUACCUAACACAUUGGGGUAUCCUUAUGUGUAUGGCGACAACCGUGAUGGGAGCAGCCCUGGUUGCUCGCUGGUAUUUUCAUCCUGAAUAUUCGGACAAAAUUUGUGACUGCGAGGAAAUGCCGGCUACCUUCAAAAUCUACUGGAUGAUGCACAAUAUCACCCUGAUCGUAUCGAUUUGCAUCACGAUCAUCUACUGGAGUAUAUUGCACAAUGAAGAAAUGCCCGUAGAUGCCAACAACAUUCUAAUCCACGCCACAAACUGCGUCUUCAUGUUCAUCGAUUUGAUCAUCGUGGCGUAUCCAGUGCGAAUCUGGCACAUGGUACAGCCGAUCUGUUUCGGACUGAUCUACUGCUUAUUCUCGGUGGUCUAUUUCUUGUUUGGUGGCACUGACAAGAAAGGUCGCCCUUUCAUUUACAACGUGCUCGAUUGGCAAACGCCCGGCCGAUCAAUGGUGACCGUCGUAGGAACAAUCACCCUCGCCAUCAUAGUCCACGUGUUGAUGUUCUUCGUGUACAAACUGCGCAACUCAAUAUAUUUGCGCUUCUUUAAUCUUAAACCAAUACUGCCCACAAACUCCACCAUUAAUCUGCAGCAGGGCAAAGCUUGCAACGGUAUUUCGAUGGUAUAUGGGAACGAGAACCACGGUUUCUCCAUCGGCGAGAAGUAUUAGCUGUUAUGAAUGAGGAGGCCGGUCACAUGCUGUCGCGUAGCAGUCGUUAAGUAAAAUUAGAAAUGAGCUUUAGGACAUUCGUCUCGUUAAGCGACAAAAUUUUGUAUGCUUGAGAAAAUAUAUGAUGUUAGUAUGUAAUUAACAUGUAGAAAAAACUGUGGGUAAUAGUGUAAGCUGAACUGUGAUUUUACCUUGAGCAUGAAAGGAGUGAACAAUAUGAACACUUUUAUAGAGACAAUUGAGUAUUUUGAAAAAUAAAUAUAAUUAAAAUAUGUAUGUAAUACAUGGAAAUAAGUCUAACAUACAAGUAAA
Molecule: messenger RNA, 1849 nt
Organism: Toxorhynchites rutilus septentrionalis
Lineage: Eukaryota; Metazoa; Arthropoda; Insecta; Diptera; Culicidae
Product: protein rolling stone-like
Exons: 6
Coding region: 641-1537 (298 amino acids)
Cellular component (GO): membrane
Source: RefSeq, a predicted model, not a curated record